GCGACCGAGCCGCUCCUGCACCGGAGAGGGGCUGGGACCCAGCCGCUCCUGCGCCGAAGAAGGGGUCGGGACCGAGCCGCUCCUGAAUCGGAGAGCGUCUGGAACGGGGGUUGGGAUCGGGCGGCCGCCGCCGCACGGGAGAGCCCCACGCCCCGCCGUUCGGCACAGGGCAGCCCCGCCGGGGGAGCCCUGACCGCCGCUCGGCACCGGCACAGCCGCAGAGGGACCCGAGUCCUGCCCCGAGAGGGACCGCGGGAGGGAGGGCAGGAGCCAGCGGAGCCCGGUGCGGCGCCGCCGGGCAGCGGGAGCCGCGUCCCGCCCGUGACCCGCCGGCAGCGGCGGCCGGUGCCGCUGUGCUGGUCCGCGCCCCGGAGCCGCCAUGGCCUCACAGAACGCCGACCCCGCCGCCGUGUCCAGCGCAGCCGCCCGCAAAGCGGCCGAGACCGGGGCCACGGCGGCCCGCGGCGCGGUGGGGAAGAGGCUGCAGCAAGAGCUGAUGGCGUUGAUGAUGUCCGGUGACAAAGGCAUUUCUGCCUUCCCCGAGUCCGACAACCUCUUCAAGUGGAUCGGGACCAUUGACGGCGCCGCCGGGACGGCCUACGAGGAGCUGCGGUACAAGCUGUCGCUGGAGUUCCCCAGUGGGUACCCCUACACAGCCCCCACCGUGCGGUUCCUGACCCCCUGCUACCACCCCAACGUCGACACCCAGGGCAACAUCUGCCUCGACAUCCUCAAGGAGAAGUGGUCAGCGCUGUAUGAUGUCCGCACCAUCCUGCUCUCCAUACAGAGCCUGCUGGCAGAGCCAAAUAUCGAGAGCCCUCUGAACACACAUGCAGCUGAGCUCUGGAAGAACCAAGUCGCCUACAAGAAAUAUGUGCGGGAGACGUACAACAAGCAGACCAAGAGCCAGGAGACCUGACCGCCACCACCACCCCUCAGCACACCCCGUUCUCCCUCCUCCCUCCCGGCUGUCCCCCGUGUUCUGUAUCAUAGGCUGUUUUUAAGUUAAUGUCGCAGUCCGAGCCACGGUUAAUGUAUAAAUAAAUGCAGGUUUAUAACUUC
Molecule: messenger RNA, 1062 nt
Organism: Passer montanus (Eurasian tree sparrow)
Lineage: Eukaryota; Metazoa; Chordata; Aves; Passeriformes; Passeridae
Gene: UBE2C
Product: ubiquitin conjugating enzyme E2 C
Exons: 6
Coding region: 380-919 (179 amino acids)
Source: RefSeq, a predicted model, not a curated record